Molecule: messenger RNA, 1320 nt
Organism: Plectropomus leopardus (leopard coralgrouper)
Lineage: Eukaryota; Metazoa; Chordata; Actinopteri; Perciformes; Serranidae
Source: RefSeq, a predicted model, not a curated record
AUGUCCAAUUGCAAAUUAAAUGUCCUGUCCAUCUAUGUCCACCUGUCUGACUUGCUUGUCUGUGUCCAGCCGGUCUUACCUCACACGGCGGUGUGUUUUGCGUGCGGCGAGGCGGGGAAGGAGGACACAGUGGACUCAGAGGAGGAGAAGUUCAGCCUGUCUCUGAUGGAGUGCACCAUCUGUAACGAGAUCAUCCACCCCAGCUGUCUCAAGAUGGGCAAAGCCGAAGGAAUCAUCAACGAUGAGAUCCCAAACUGCUGGGAGUGUCCAAAGUGCCACAAGGAGGGCAAAACCAGUAAGGACCAGGCGGACGGCUCUGGGAAACGCCGGCUGGAUAACGGGGAGGUGGGCCGCUGGAAGCUCACAGAUGACCCGCCCCCAAAGAAGAAAGCCCCGCCCUCCCUGGAGGAGGGGGGGCGGACGGACGGGGGACACAAGAGGAAGAAGGAGAAGGAGCUGCCUCCGGACAGCGGGCCCAAGAAGAAGAUGAAAGGCGGCCACGAAAAACGCCUCAAAAAGAAACCCAAACAGGAGGCCCUGGAGUCCAACGGUCCCACCUCCUCAGCUGCAGGAGGAGCAGGAGGACUGCAGGGCUCCUCCACUUCCUCCUCCUCUUCCUCGCAGCCCGGGGGAGGAGGAGGAGGCGGAGGAGGAGCAGGGGGGACGUCGAGUGCAGACCAGCGCUCCCACCACCGAGAGAAACUGGAGCGCUUCAAGAGGAUGUGUCUGCUGGAACGCCGGCCCGAGUCCUCCUCCUCCUCCUCCUCCAGCUCCGAGUCCGACUCCGAGUCUGACUCCGACGACUCCCUGAGGGGGGAGCAGGCCGGAGGAGGCUCCUCGCCUUCGUCCUCCUCCCCUGCCCCGCCUCCUCCCGUGGUCUACGGCAACAGCAGCGGUGGGCGUGCGGAGCGAGAGAGGAGUCGCAGCGAGCGGGAGAGAGAGCGGGAGAGGGAGCGCCGCCUGGCGGAGCUGGGCUUCAGCGCCAGUGAGGAGUCGGAGGGGGAGGCGGGGAGGGGGGAAGAGGAGGUGCGGGAGGAGGAGCAGGGAGGGGGGGAGAAGGCUCGGCGGAGAGGAGGAGGAGAGGCGGGGCUACCUCCGCGGGGACGGAAAGGAGGACUGCUGGACGGGGAGGAUGAGGACACGCCCACCUCCGACAGGACCAGGAAAAACUCCGCCUCCCUUCCCCCGCCCUCUCCCCUCUCCUCCAAUCAGAUGCCUCCGUCCUCACAGCACGACAGCUUCACGGGGAAGCAGCGCAGCAACGGGCAGGAGGCGCGCAACGGGCGGACACGAGGAGGGACGGGUGGGGGAGGAGGAGGG